AUGUCAAUCAUGAAGCCCUGUUUAAUGACCAUUUCUAUCCUUCUGAUCCUGGUUCAUAAGACUCCAGGUGGACUGUUCAGAUCCUCCUAUAGCAAGAGCCAAGAGUCUUGGAAUCCAUGCCAGGUUUACCAUGGCAUGUGCAGAAAUGCCUGCAGAAAAUAUGAAAUUCAAUACUUUACCUGCCCAAAUGAUCAAAAGUGCUGCCUGAAACUUUCCGUGAAAACAGCCAGUUCUAACCACGCAAAGGAGGAUUACAACGCUGACUCCAACUAG
This is a messenger RNA of Diceros bicornis minor, 273 nucleotides long. It is a transcript of the gene DEFB116, whose product is annotated as defensin beta 116. Lineage: Eukaryota; Metazoa; Chordata; Mammalia; Perissodactyla; Rhinocerotidae. Bases 1 to 273 code for a protein of 90 amino acids. The transcript is spliced from 2 exons. Gene Ontology annotation, biological process: innate immune response. Gene Ontology annotation, cellular component: extracellular region. The record is from RefSeq and is a predicted model, not a curated record.